ACCAUUUGAUCGCAUCCAAUAGGACGGACGUAAAAGCCACUAGGCCCGUUCUAGCCAUGCUCGCCACUCUAAUUGAGUGAUGCGGGCGCCGCCAAACCGGAAAAAAUAUAUAAAAAAGGGACAAAUCAACAUUGGAUACAGAGAACGAGCAACGGCAAAUGAUGCUAUAGUCGAUUGUGGUCGGCUGUGCAGACAGACAUACAAUAUAAAGAAUUUUGUUUACGAAACUGCCCUCAAUCAUUGCACACCUGGCUAGUCGUCGCUUUGAAACCGUGUUGGCACGGCGAUGCCAAAUACUGUCUCGAUCCGUUGCCCUCGUUCCGAUUGAUACAACGAGAAUGGCUAUCCCUCCGUCUGAUCUGGUCGAAGAACCGCCUGCUGUUGCUAUCACUCCAUGCGAUCCUCCUGCUCCGUAUUACUUUGAAGGCGGCUUGCGACGGGUGAAGCCGUAUCACUAUACCUACAACACGUAUUGCAAGGAGCGAUGGAGGGGUAGAACACUCCUGGAUAUCUUCACAUCCGAGUUCAGAGAUCGGCCCGCCGAGUACUAUAAAGAAGCAAUCGAAAACGGCUCCGUCACUGUUGGAGGGAAACCUGCAAGCAUAGAUACCAUUGUUCUCAACGGCGCGAUUGUCUCCCACACAACCCACCGACACGAACCACCAGUGUCAAGUCUUCCAAUCGGUAUCAUUCAUGAAGAUGAUGAAAUGAUCGUGAUUGACAAACCGGCCGGCGUUCCGGUUCACGGCGCGGGUCGUUAUUUUUUCAAUUCGGUCGUUGAAAUCAUGAAAGCUGACCGUCCUGGCUUCAAACCGCUCCCCUGUAACCGGCUUGACAGGUUGACGUCUGGUGUUAUGUUCAUUGGGAAGGAUCCAAAAGCAGCAGACAAGUUUGCAAAACAACUGAAAGAGCGGACGCUACAAAAGGAGUAUGUUGCUCGCAUCAGCGGACGGUUUCCAGAUGGGGUUGUUCUUUGCGACCAACCCAUCAUGGCUGUGAGUCCGAAAUUGGGACUAAACCGAGUGCGUGCUACGGGGAAGGACGCGAGAACAAAAUUCCGCCGACUGGCAUAUUACCCACCAGAAAAGGCCGAUACGGAUGCCAAUGCUCUGGGUGCAGAAGGAAAACCACCGCCGGGUCCGAACGAGGAGGACGGUUAUAGCAUCGUGCACUGUUUACCAUUGACAGGCCGCACUCAUCAGAUUCGCGUCCAUCUUCAAUUCCUAGGAUACCCAAUCUCCAAUGAUCCGAUAUACUCCAAUCGUCGGGUAUUUGGACCAACACUGGGCAAGCACGAUGAUAGCGGUGAAAUGGACAGCGAGAUAUGUGAUCGCCUGAAUAAUAUGGGGAAGACAGAGCUGGCCGAUACCACCACCUAUCGCACACAUAUAACAUGUCCUCCACAAGUUCCAGCCGAAACAGACCCAAGCGUGGUCGAGGCAAUGUUGGCCAAAGAACACGAAAACGCAGUAGAAGUUUACCAUAAACGCAGGGGCGAGAAAUUGUCUGGGGAAACCUGCGAUGUGUGCGAUACGCCGCUCUACACUGACCCGGGCUCUCAUGAGCUCGGUAUUUACCUGCAUGCGGCACGGUAUUCUGACCACGCUCGUAGCUGGUCGUAUCAAAGUAAGUUACCAAUAUGGGCUGCUCCGCUGGCAGGUUUCGAAGGACCUACAGAGAUACCCGAAUGGCGUGAUCCUGGUGAUGGAGAGCAGUUAAUCAUCAACAAUGGCUACGAGCCGAAGGAAGAAAUCACAGACGAGACUAGAGAGGAAGAUGUUUUGGCAUUGGUGCAUGGAGUCGGGGUCGUAAAUAUAUCCCAGAAAAUAAGGAACGGGGAAGAUACUACAGAUUUGGUAGAAAGAUAGCGUAGCUUGCAUUUUUCAAUAAUAUAGAAUCAUUUAGAAUGCUGACUAUUGAAAAAGGUCUAAGAUUUUG
This is a messenger RNA of Talaromyces proteolyticus, 1938 nucleotides long. Its product is annotated as putative DRAP deaminase. Bases 339 to 1868 code for a protein of 509 amino acids. Gene Ontology annotation, molecular function: pseudouridine synthase activity; RNA binding. The record is from RefSeq and is a predicted model, not a curated record. The transcript has 2 exons. Gene Ontology annotation, biological process: pseudouridine synthesis. NCBI's taxonomy places the organism in Eukaryota, Fungi, Ascomycota, Eurotiomycetes, Eurotiales, Trichocomaceae.